Messenger RNA from Actinia tenebrosa (Australian red waratah sea anemone), 3210 nucleotides. RefSeq lists its product as uncharacterized. The record is from RefSeq and is a predicted model, not a curated record. Lineage: Eukaryota; Metazoa; Cnidaria; Anthozoa; Actiniaria; Actiniidae.
UGACAGAGGUGAAGGUCGAUUGAUGGAUGACUCAUACUAUGGCCUACGGUUUAGCGCCAAAAUUACCCCCAGAUUUGUCAGACUAGACCAGAUAAACCCCAAGCAUGAAGGAAGGAUUGAUCCUCGGAUGAAAAGAUUUUAAAAUGUCAAUGAAAAGCCGUGGUUUAGAACGCGAAGAGCUCAGUUUUGAGGAGAGUGACGCGUGGAAGGCGUUAUUUGAGACGAGUGAGUCAGUCGACUCUAAGCCAGGAAGUAGGAGCAACAGCCCGUCCAAGCAAGUCCAAUUCGACAUGAAAGGAUCAUCCAAAUCAAAGGUUCCCCCUUUAAAUCUGGAUUUAACCAACUUUGAAGUGCCUGGUGCUGAAGAGAGUCGCUAUGUAUUGACUAGUCCAAGAUCACUUGAGGCAUGUGCAAGGUUUGGAGUUAAGCCUAUAGAAUUACUUCACAAGUCCUAUGAAGAAUUUAUUGAUGAAUUUGAAGCAUUGUAUGACACAAACUACUCCCAUGAAGCUAUUUAUGAAGUAUAUCAAGAGCACGAAAGACAGAGAAAGAGAAAGCUGAGACUAUGUCAGGAAGAAAGAGAAAGAAUUAUCAACGAGCAAGAAAGGAGAGGAAGGGACAUCAUUGGAGAUUUCACAAGAAGGACCCACCUGACUUCUGCCAAGGAUCUUGAUAGACAGCAAGUGGUUCGAAGUACUUCGUCACCAAGUCUGCACUCCGAUACCACCGGGAAGGAUAACCGACUGAAAAGCUCUAGCAAAACAUCUCCGAAGCACAGUGCUACGAGAAAUGGUUAUGAAGUUGAAACAAGUGCUAAACAACACGCACCACCUGGGAAAUCAAAAAUCGAAAAAAGCCAAAGUUUCAAUGCACGUGACACUAAAACUCGCGGCGAGACGUCCGACUCAGACACAAGUGAAGGCGUCGCAAGCCCUCAUGUUCGACGAGUACGUAGCCAAUGGUCGAUCCCAAAGACGGGCUCUCUUCCGUCCUCACCCAGGCUUACACGACGAGACAGUAACCGCUCAACAGUCUCUUUAAACUCUUUUGAACCCAAGAAACAAAGCCGUACUAUGUCCACUGAUUGUAUACUAAAUGCUGUUGGUGGAAAGAGAAUGUCGAAUAAGGACCAGAAGAUAAUCGAUCUAAUGCUUACACGUCACGAGGAGGCCCAGAGAUUAAGAAAAGACAAAAUGAUGUUGGACCUGGCGUGGGAUGGUCAAAGACAACUAGAAAAUGACUUACGUCAUGCACGAAUGAAACGACAUCAAGCGGAAUUGUACGAGCAAUAUGCCUCAAAAGACAUGAAACAGAUGGAAGCACGCGCGCGGCGAGAGAGAAAAGAACGAAGACUAAAACAAGAAAAAGAAGAAGCAAUCCGCAUGAAGGAAUCACUGUGGGAGCAAGAGCGUCAAAAGCAGGAAAGAACUUUGGCCAAUAAAAUAGAACUCAAACGGAUGGCUGAAGCUGAGAAGAAACGCCAACAGGAGGAAAAGCGCCGACAAAAAGAACGCGAAGAUGAGAUGAAUCGUAACAUAGCAUACCUUACAACGCUGGAGAAGCAUGAACGAGCCAUGCGCAAUCGAAAUCGUAAAACUACUCACGAACAACUGAAAUUACAAAUCCAGAAUGAGUCCGAAAAAAUCAAGAUUGAAGAGAAAAGAGAAGAAAUUGCAAGGCGUUCGAAAGAAGUAGAACGAAGUUUGAAAGAUCAAAUCACUGAAAAACACGUGCGAGCUAUCGAGAAUUACGAAGAUCAGCUGAUCAGAAGAGAAAGUGAAAUUAGGAACAGCAAGAGAAAGAAAAAAGAAAAGGUAUCGCGUCAGCAGGAAAAGCUAAAACAGAUGGAAGAAGAACUGAAAGAUUGGCAGAAAAACCUGAAGGUUUAUCAAGAAGAAAGUCUGAAAAGGGCAGAAGCAGUAUCAGCCAUGAAUAUUACCAAGAAACAGUUAAAAACUCGAUGCCAGCUUGUUGCUAAGAAAACAGAGCAUGAGGAGAAUUAUGAAAGAGUUAGAGAGGAAGAGGAUAGACGUAAGAAGGAAUUACUAGCCGAUAUAAUUGCCAAAGAUCAAAGAAGUGAGAUGGUUAAUACAGAAAAAGAAGAAAUCAGGAAACUAAGCCGCGAGGCUGCACAGACAUCGCAAGCAGUAAGAAGCAUAGUGAAGGAACAGACAUUCAAAAGGGCUGAGGGUGACAGCUGUAGUGGGUCGACAGACAGCCUUGUCUGACAACCAUCUUCUGUCAGCAACAUCAAACUACUGGCCGUUCCUUUGAUGCAAUGGCAAGAAGAGCAGAGAUUCAAGCUAGAGUUGGACGAGGACCACAAAAAGCUUACAAGAACCAAUCAACAAUAAGCUUAGUAUAGCCCACGUGACCAUGUCACGUAAUCUUCGAAGGAAACUUCGGAAUCGCCUUUACCGUGACUAUGUCACGUAACUAUUCACUAAAAUUUAUUGAUACAUUUUGUUGUACAUUAUGGUAUACAUGUGCGCUAAUGCGUUUUUAAUUCAAAACCCAACCUGGAAAUUUUUGGGCAAAGGAACGGGCACUAUUGGCUUUUAGCAAAGCAGUAGGUUAUGUAGUUUGUUUUUAAUGUUAUUGCGUUCUUAGGUAAGUGUUCCGUACCUUCUCAGUAGACUUGGUUUUACAAGAACAACGUCAAUUCGUUAGAUGAUAUGAUAUUGAUAGUCGUUACGUUCUUUAUGACGAUGAAUGAAAAAUCAUUUUACGCCGGCAGAAAAUAGUGCAUUCUUAGUUCAUCACGUGAUCAUUUCCCGCCAUUUUUGAAGACGACGAGGAAAUUUUCCUUUAAGGAUCACUUUGAUUACUUAUUCUCUUAUAUAUACGCCUAACUCAGCGAACAUGGUGGAUUCGAGAAUGGCUUACAUACUUUUUUAUGUUCAAGCGGCUUCACUGCAAUGCAUCUUGUUUUCCCAACUCAGACUGAAAAGAAAGUCCGUUGUUUUGUUUACUAACGUUUUAUUAGUAUGCCAUUUCACAUCAAUAUGGUUUUCAAAUGGGUUUCCUAUUUCAAAUUUUAUUAAAGCUGAGCAAAAGCCGUCGCUGAAGUCACUUACGACCAUUUUUUUAAAAAUGACGUUCGCACUCAGCAUUGGAGGAAAUGAUCACGUGAUUUGUUUGAAUGGUGAGAAUAAGCCUUUUCAUAGUUUAAGAAUCGAUUCCACUGCGCAUGCGAUUUUAUCCCGAAUU